AUGUUCCUGCCUCGCAAGCUGCAGAAACGUUCGCAAAAUGGCCGCACCAUUAAACAGCGAUCAGCGAGCGUAGCUACCGAGCUGUCUGUCAGGGAUGACGGCGAUGCUCGCGAGGACCGAGGUUCUGUCCGCUUCGGCAGCACGCCGGGCAGCACGCAGGAUGCUUCGUCGCCCGAGCUGACUGGGAGACAUCAGGAUGUAGCGAGCCAACCUGCGUCGAGAUCCAUUUCAGAAACCGGCAAGCUCGAUCGACUCGUUGACUUUCUCUUCCUGCGACUGUCCCCGCUCAGUCUUGUCCUGAGCGCCAGAGGGCAGGCCAAUAGAGGCUUGUCGCUCGCUGAGCUGGUUCGAGGCAUUAUCGGCGACGCAAAGCAUCCAGAAGCUGACGGCUCGAAGCCCGCAGUGUCAGCCGAAGCAUCUAAUGUUCAUCUAGCUCGCCUCUUGAGCUCGCUGCCUGGACUCAACUCGAGAUGCAAGUCCAUCAGCCUUCUCGCAGAAGCUCUGCAUGAAGCUCAAAAGGGACCGGCAGCCGGGUGGUUCACCGUCCACCACGACACAUUUCAGCUCGAAUGGUCGCCCUCCUUCGUCGGCCGUCUGCGCGAGCUCUCGAUAGCAGCUGAAUCAGCGGCAACACUGUCGACCUCCAUUGCGCCUCUGCUCAUCUACAUCGAGUCUAUUCCACCUCGCAUUCGAACCCGAGCUCAAGCAUCAUCGUAUCUCGCCGAGCUGUUGCGAUCGAGCUGCGAAGGGCCCGAACAUGGCAUGGUCUUGAAUGUGCUUGAGCCCAGCCUUGUCGACGGCCAACUGAUGUCGGGCAUGGAUACGCUUGCAUCUGCUUCGUUGGAAGGAAAAUGGAUCUCUGGGCGCGGGUUCUUCCUCUUGAACUCGCCGGCACAUGUCAACUCGCUCUGCAAGAAGUACGAGUGGGAUCUGGCUCUCAGAGGACGUUCCACGAAAAGGUCAGAGCAAGGACAAGAAUCGCCAAUCAGAUGCCUCAGCUGGACGGGCUGGGUCGAGAUGAGGCAGUCAUACUUGGACUGGCAACGGCGAGCGCAGCAGGACAACGAGAGGGAUUCAUCUGCUGCUACUGCCGCAGAGGACGACGCAAGUCUAUCCCAAGGCGAUGUGGGAGCUACGCACGAUCACAACGGCAUCACAUCAUCCGCCGUCGUCCCGGAUCUCGACGCCUCGAAAGACGAGGACCACUGGUACCGCGGGACCAUCCUCCUACUUCGCCUCCCUCCUCCAUCCAACUCCACCCUGAUCAUUCCUCCUUUCUCAUCAGCAUCCGACCUCACACCGGCCUUCCUCAAUCGGCACCUCAAGCCGCAGCUCGAGCAGCACGUGCCCGAGUCGAUCUCGUACAUUCACGUCCACAAUCCCGACUCCUCGUCGAGCACCGACGACCUCACAGUGGCCAUCCGCACCGCGCAUCCCACCUACGCCACCAAGCUAACCACGCACUUUCCCGCGCUCCUGCGCAUGGACGCCCCCGCCGAAGACGCAUACUGGUCCGCCCUCCCACCCAAAGUACGCUCCUCCGCACACAGUCGCUUCCUCGCACUCGAUCGCACACUCUCUUGA
Messenger RNA from Kalmanozyma brasiliensis GHG001, 1584 nucleotides. RefSeq lists its product as uncharacterized. The transcript has a single exon. Bases 1 to 1584 code for a protein of 527 amino acids. NCBI's taxonomy places the organism in Eukaryota, Fungi, Basidiomycota, Ustilaginomycetes, Ustilaginales. The record is from RefSeq and is a predicted model, not a curated record.